UUGUUCCAAAUUGAAACAAACUUGCUGUCGUUGCUGUCCCAUGUGCUCAGCUCAAAAGUUGAUUUUGCUGCAAAACUAAAAAUUAUCUAUUUUGCUUUUUUAAAAGACCGAAAUCGUGAAAAGUAACAUUUAACUAUGGCACGGCGGCCGGAGCAUUUGGCUCCACCGGAAAUCUUCUACAACGAAGAAGAAGCUCGAAAGUAUACGAACAACACCCGUAUCAUCGAUAUUCAGGUAGAAAUGUGUGAACGAGCCAUCGAGUUGCUGGUCUUGCCGGAAGAUGAAAACCAUCUUAUUCUGGACAUUGGCUGUGGUUCCGGUCUGUCGGGUGAGGUGUUGGAAGAGCAAGGUCAUGCCUGGAUUGGUGUGGAUAUAUCUAAAGCGAUGUUGGAUGUUGCGUUGGAACGGGAAGUCGAAGGUGACUUAAUACUUGGCGAUAUGGGUCAGGGAAUGCCGUUCAAAGCUGGCACCUUCGAUGGCGCCGUUUCGAUAUCAGCCCUGCAGUGGCUCUGCAACGCAGACAAAAAAUCACACGUGCCCUCCAAACGGUUGUACCAGUUUUUCAGCACACUAUUUUCGUGUUUGACUCGUAACGCCAGAGCUGUGUUUCAGUUUUACCCGGAAAACUCUGAACAAAUUGAACUAGUUACAAGCCAAGCAAUGAAGGCUGGUUUCUAUGGAGGUCUUGUAGUGGAUUAUCCGAAUUCAUCCAAGGCCAAAAAAUAUUUCCUAGUGCUGAUGACCGGAGGUGUAGCCAAGCUUCCAACAGCACUGGGCACUGAAGAGAGCUCGGACCAAGUUAGUUACAGUCGGAAGCGAGAUUUUGCCAAAAAUGCUCGAGGAAAACCGCUGAAGAAAUCUCGUGAAUGGGUUCUGCAGAAAAAGGAACGCCGAAGGCAGCAAGGAAACGACACCCGUAAAGAUUCUAGGUACACGGCGAGGAAACGUAGCGGAAGAUUCUAAG
This is a messenger RNA of Uranotaenia lowii, 964 nucleotides long. RefSeq names its product probable 18S rRNA (guanine-N(7))-methyltransferase. Bases 136 to 963 code for a protein of 275 amino acids. Gene Ontology annotation, biological process: rRNA (guanine-N7)-methylation. Gene Ontology annotation, molecular function: rRNA (guanine) methyltransferase activity. Lineage: Eukaryota; Metazoa; Arthropoda; Insecta; Diptera; Culicidae. Gene Ontology annotation, cellular component: nucleolus. The transcript is spliced from 3 exons. The record is from RefSeq and is a predicted model, not a curated record.